UCGGUCUCGGGGCGGUCGUACAGAGGGUUUCGGCGUGGGGCGGUGAACUUCAGGCGGUCGUGAAGGGUCAUUAGAGAGGCCGUAAAUCAACCCAGUAAGCUGUUUUACGUUUACUUAUUGCAUUCUGUGACUAUCUCAUCUCACCUUUCAUCAGUCUGGUCAAUGGAAGAAGCCGCCGUGCGCCACCCCCUCGCCCCUAUCUGACGCCGACCGCGACGCUGAGCCGAGCUGAGGCCUGAGCCAGAGCCAGAGCCAGAGCUGGAGCCGGAGCCGCCCCACCAGCCGCACCAUGACCCAGGACCAGGUGCCCGACGAGAUCAAGGUCAAGACGGCCUACAAGGGGGAGUUCUACAUCACCUACAUCAGCCCGGCGAUGCGGUUCGAGGCGCUGGUGGGCGAGAUCAAGGACACGUGCCGCUUCUCGCCGCAGGAGCAGUUCACCGUUAAAUGGGUGGACGAGGAAGGCGACCCGUGUACGCUGUCGACCCAGGAGGAGCUGGAGGAGGCCAUUCGACUGUACGAGGUCAACAAGGACUCGGAGAUCACCAUCCACGUGUUCCCCGGGAUACCUCCGGCACCGGGGAUGCCCUGCGCUGGAGAGGAUCGUAGCAUAUACCGGCGUGGGGCCCGCCGGUGGCGCAAGCUCUACAAGGUCAACGGGCACAUCUUCCAGGCCAAACGCUUUAACCGGAGCGCGGCGUGUGCCUACUGCGCCGACCGGAUCUGGGGCCUGGGCCGGCAAGGCUUCAAGUGCACUCAGUGCAAGCUGCUCAUCCACAAGAAGUGCCACAAGCUGCUGAAGAACAAGUGCACUGGCGAGAUCGUGCCGCCCACGCACCUGCGCACCGACUCGGCGAACGGCGAGCGGGAUGCCCUCCCACCCGACGCGACCAGCGUGGUGCCGCCGACCAAGGCGCACGUGCCGCUGCCCAUCGAGGACGCCACCUCGGCGCCCACCGAGGUGGUCAGCGUGGACGCGCCGUCGGCAGAGCUGGAGCCGGGCGGCCAGCGGCAGUACUCGCUGAACGACUUCGAGCUGAUCCGCGUGAUCGGCCGCGGCAGCUACGCCAAGGUGCUCAUGGUCGAGCUGAAGCGCACCAAGCGCGUCUACGCCAUGAAGGUGAUCAAGAAGGAGCUGGUCACCGACGACGAGGACAUCGACUGGGUCCAGACCGAGAAGCACGUGUUCGAGACGGCGUCCAACCACCCGUUCCUGGUGGGACUGCAUUCGUGCUUCCAGAGCGCCAGCAGGCUCUUCUUCGUCAUCGAGUUCGUGCGCGGCGGAGAUCUGAUGUUCCACAUGCAGCGCCAGCGGAAGCUGCCCGAGGAGCACGCCAAGUUCUACACGGCCGAGAUCUGCCUGGCGCUGAACUUCCUGCACGAGAGGGGGAUCAUCUACCGCGACCUGAAGCUGGACAACGUGCUGAUCGACCACGAGGGCCACAUCAAGCUGACCGACUACGGCAUGUGCAAGGAGGGCAUCCGCCAGGGCGACUCGACGUCCACCUUCUGCGGCACGCCCAACUACAUCGCGCCGGAGAUUCUGCGCGGCGAGGACUACGGCUUCAGUGUGGACUGGUGGGCACUUGGCGUGCUGAUGUACGAGAUGCUGGCCGGCCGGAGCCCGUUCGACAUCGGCGUGUACUCCGAGUCCCCCGACCAGAACACGGAGGACUACCUGUUCCAAGUGAUUCUGGAGAAGACCAUCCGCAUCCCGCGCUCGCUGUCGGUGAAGGCGUGCAGCAUCCUGAAGGGCUUCCUGAACAAGAACCCGGGCGAGCGUCUCGGCUGCCACCCGGAGACCGGCUUCCAGGACAUCGUCAACCACCCGUUCUUCAAGUCCAUCGACUGGGAGCUGCUGGAGCAGAAGCAGGUGACCCCGCCGUACAAGCCGCGCGUCGAGACCGAGCGCGACUUGGCCAACUUCCCGCCCGAGUUCACCGACGAGCCCGUCCAGCUGACCCCGGACGACUGGAAGGUGAUAGAGAAGAUCGACCAGAGCGAGUUCGAGGGCUUCGAGUACGUGAACCCACUGCUGAUGUCGCUCGAGGACUGCGUCUAGCCGGCGCCGGCGCCGGCGGCGGCCAGCUCCGGUGCCGGUGCCGGCUCCGGUGUCGGCCCGGUCCGGCUCGGCCAAGGCUCGGUCGGCGGAGGUGGCGGCCGGCAGCAGCAGCUCCGAGCUCCGGCGGCGCCGCCUCUGGAGCGGCCAGACGCCGUCACAUCCAGCCGGCUCCUCAGCGACUCGGAGCGUGGGGGUCGCCGGUGUUUACGUGGAGCGUCGCUGGACUUCAGCGACGCUCGUGAUUUAGGGCCGAUGCCUCGUUUUAGCUGGUCUGUGACCGACUGUCGUCGCCAACGGUGUCUGUCUCUGUUGUACACUGUUCCAUAUUGGAUAGAGGCGGCUGCGGGGUGGAUCAGUUCCUCGAUGACGCGAUCAAAUGGCCGAUCUAUAAGGCAGCAGCUACCAGAAGUGCGACUUCGUACCAUUCCAUUAUGUGGGCGUAUUAGUUAAGUUCAGUUAAGUGAUUCUUCUGAAUAGUUGCAUUCUCACUAACUAUGCGUAAGUGCGAGCAAUCGUCUCACCGAAUCGAUCCUCUAUUUAUCAUAGCAGCUCUUAGACUAAAGCGUUUUUACCUGGGCUUGUGGCAUCGCGCGCUGCGAACACGACAGCGGGGCACUUUUGUGCCGGGCUUUUUUGCCCGCAGAUUUCUACUUAGUCCAUACAUCCCCGCAGUGCGGUGUCCGAUCCCGGCGAGAGGGCACGCGUGCACGACUUGGGAGCGCGUCGUGUGCACGAGUGUCUCAAAUUUCGGCUAGUGUGGCAUCGCCGACGAACGUCACGCUGCCACCCCGGGGAAGGUUAUCAAUAAAUCUUUU
Messenger RNA from Pollicipes pollicipes, 2877 nucleotides. RefSeq names its product protein kinase C iota type (gene aPKC). The transcript has 15 exons. Gene Ontology annotation, molecular function: protein serine/threonine kinase activity; protein binding; ATP binding. The coding region runs from base 290 to 2062 and encodes 590 amino acids. Gene Ontology annotation, biological process: establishment or maintenance of cell polarity; protein phosphorylation. NCBI's taxonomy places the organism in Eukaryota, Metazoa, Arthropoda, Thecostraca, Pollicipedomorpha, Pollicipedidae. The record is from RefSeq and is a predicted model, not a curated record.